This is a messenger RNA of Lathyrus sativus (Indian pea), 603 nucleotides long. Lineage: Eukaryota; Viridiplantae; Streptophyta; Magnoliopsida; Fabales; Fabaceae. The record is from the annotation of a GenBank genome assembly.
AUGAAGUCUUUUGCAAAAUCUCCAACUAGGUGUUUUUUUCUUGUUGAUCCAGAUGAUAAUUUCCUCCAAACUCCAAACAAAGAAGAUUCAAAGAAGAACACAAAAAGAGAAAAAAUCAGUUUUGUAAACAGGAUUCAUGAACAUGUGAAAUUGGGUCCUAAGUUUUCUGAGACUGUGAAGGGUAAGUUGAGUUUGGGUGCCAAAAUUAUUCAAGAAGGUGGGAGAAGGAAUAUUUUCAAGCAUGUUUUUGGGUUGCAAGAAGAAGAGAAACUGUUGAAAGCUUCUCAGUGUUAUUUAUAUACCACAGCUGGUCCUAUUGCUGGAAUUCUCUUUAUUUCGACAGUAAAAGUUGCAUUUUGCAGUGAAAGGCACAUAAGCUUCUCUUCUGCAGAUGGGGAAUUAGUUAAAGCGCCUUACAAAGUUUUGAUACCCAUAGAAAAGAUAAAAGAGGUGAAUGAAAGCAUGAACGUGAACAAGUUAGAACAGAAAUAUAUAGAAGUAGUGACUAAAGAUGACUCUGAAUUUUGGUUCGUGGGAUUUUUAAGGUAUGAGAAAGCUAUUAAGAAUCUCAAUAAAGCCAUUUCCAUGACUAAUAAAUUUUGA